Chlamydomonas reinhardtii is the source of this 1703-nucleotide messenger RNA. RefSeq lists its product as uncharacterized. Gene Ontology annotation, cellular component: preribosome, large subunit precursor; nucleolus. The transcript is spliced from 6 exons. The record is from RefSeq and is a predicted model, not a curated record. Lineage: Eukaryota; Viridiplantae; Chlorophyta; Chlorophyceae; Chlamydomonadales; Chlamydomonadaceae. Bases 127 to 1218 code for a protein of 363 amino acids. Gene Ontology annotation, biological process: maturation of LSU-rRNA; maturation of 5.8S rRNA.
CUCAUUAGUUAGUUGUGAGCUUAACAUUUGCACGAAAGGGUUCACGUUCUCGAAUAGUUCUGCUCUCGCGCUGGCCGACUGAAUAACUUCUCUCGUGCAGGGGCCGCCGGCCCCGAAGCCUAGAAAAUGCAGCACGACGAGGUCAUUUGGCAGGUCAUCGGUCACUUCAACUGCAGUUAUCGCGCUAAGACGCAGACACAGAACUUUUGUAGAAAUGAGCACAACGUCACGGGGCUGUGCAAUCGCAGCUCCUGUCCGCUCGCGAACAGCCGCUAUGCGACCAUCAAGGAGGAGAACGGUCGCUGCUACCUUCUCCUGAAGACGAUUGAGCGGGCGCACACGCCAAAGAACUUGUGGCAGAAGAUUAGGCUGAAGAAGAACUACGCGGCAGCACUUGAGCAGUUGGACCAGCACUUACAGUACUGGCCCAAGUUCCUGGUGCACAAGAACAAGCAGCGCUUCACCAAAAUCACGCAGUACCUCAUACGCAUGCGGAAACUGGAGGUCAAAGCGCGGCCCAAGCUUGUGGGCAUCAACCGCAAGCUGGAGAAGGUGGAGCGCAAGCGGGAGGCCAAGGCGGAGACGGCGGCGCAGCUGGAGAAGUCCAUCGAGUCGGAGCUGCUGAAGCGGUUGCAGAGCGGCACGUACGGCGACAUCUACAACUUCCCCCUGGCGCAGUACAGCAAGGUGCUGGACAGCCAGGAGGUGAAGCAGGCGGAGGAGGAGCUGGAGGCGGAGGCGGAGGAGGAGCUGGACGCGGAGGAGUUCGUGGCGGGCGACGAGGACGACGAGGAGGAGGACGAGGAGGAGGAGGUGGAGUACCUGGAUGACGAGGACGUGCAGCUGGAUGAGGAGGACAUGGAGGACUGGGAGGACGGCGAGGACGACGACGACGAUGAGGAGGGCGAUGAUGACGACGAGCGGCCCAGCGGCUCGGGCGGCAGCGAGGAGGAGGAGCCGGCCAGCAGCAGUGGCGAGGGCGACGACGAGGAGGACGCGGACGAUGUGGAAGGAGGAUCGGACCAGGAGCCGUCGCCGUCACGGAAACGGAAAGCGGCUCCCCCGCGCGGGCCCCAGCGACCAGCGGCAGCGGCGGGCAGGGGCAAGGGCGCAGCGGCGGCGGCGGCAGGAAAGCGGGCAGCGCCGCCGCAGAAGCGGCGGCGACAGGUGGAAAUUGAGUAUGAGGAGGAGCGGGAACCGGUGCGGCAGAUGCACUAACGCAGCAGCUGUUGCAGGGGCGGCGGGAGCGGCAGGGGGGUGGUGUCGCGGUGGCAGAGGCUGCUGCAGGGAAGAGGCAAACAAUGUAUAGCUCAGCAAGUAGGGGUGCGUGUGUGUGAAUGAGAAUACCUGCUGAUGAUGAGGGCGUGGCCUUCGAGUUGAGGCAGUUAGGUUGUGUUGAGCGUAUGAAUGCAGAAUUGUAGAAUCGAGUAUAGUACGCAUGCGGUAAGCACGCAGGGGGCAUCGCGCAUAUGCACCCCCACGGGGGCAGUGCAUGGCAUGGACUAUGGAUUGUGUGUGCGUGCGUGGCGGAAGAAAGCACUGGGCAACUUCUUAUUGUGACGCACUUCAAGGAUAAGCAGUCUCAAGCUGUGUUGGCACAAAAUUCAGGGCAGUCCAAGGAAAUUCGAAGCAGGUGUGAGAAGGCGUGCGGCCAGGUGCGACGAAGCGUUCGUCCCUGCGUUGUACCAUCGUUCCGGUCUGAG